GCCAUGUUGUAUUGGCGUGUUUUGCGGAUACCUGUCUGGCUCAGUCACCUAGGUUUACUGGUAAGUAAUUUACCUUAUAGCCAGUCUAUGUGCAGGAGUGUAGCGGAGUUGGUAACGUGGCAUUUGUUGUUCUCUCGAUCUCUCGGUUGUGUGUAUUAAAUAUUUUUGCUUCGCUAUGGAUCUUCUACUACAUUUGUGGUGCGUUUUUAUCGCGUUUUCACCUUGAAUUUCAUACCGUAAUGUUCUUAUUACCGAUUUAAAUACAUGUUCGGUUCGAUUAAAUAUUAAUACGCGUAUUAAUUGUGCGUUUUUUCAUCUCGAAAUUAUCGUAUUAUGUGGUGCAGUUGUGUAGUGUUUCAAGAUUAGAGUUCUUGUAUAGUUGUGUAGAAAGUGGCGCGAUUUUCGUACGAAUGUGUUCUCCGUUUGGUGGAUUGAGAUCUACUACGAUAUCAUCUGGUGUGCUGGAUUUGGAUUUGGAUUUAUAAUGCGUUGUAUUCAUCUGUACUUCUUCUUCUGCGGAAGCUUUGGCUGUAAAAUAUAAUGAGAAUCAAUCGGAUUGUUCGUAUACCGUAGUAUGGCAUGAAGGAACCAGGAUUUUUUGGUGAUUCGUUACCUGAAGGAGUGCCUCCGGAACUGACGGUGAGCGAAUUGGAAGAGAUGGCGUGCCGGCAACAGCAACAGAUAGACUCGCAACGGCAGCUACUCGCUGCCAAAGAGCAACGAUUACGCUUUCUGAAACAGCACGAAGCCAAACACCAGCAAGUAGCUAUCGAGCACGAACGUCUGCGAAGGUUACGCGAUCGCGUCGAAGCCCAGGAACAAAAGCUGCGAAAGUUGAGGCAACUUCGAGGUCAAGUGGAUCAAACUAAAUUGAACAAUGUUUCGCUCACUUCAGACUUGGAAUCAAUUAGAGCUUUAUUUAACGAAAAAGAAAAAGAAUUAUCGGUGGCUGUGGCUAAAGUGGAAGAAUUAACGUUGCAGCUAGAAGAAUUACAGCGUGGCAGGAAUUCUAAUUCGGCGCAGAUGCCUCCGUCGUCGGCAGCUGUUGAGCUGGAGAAAUUGAGAGCUGAAUUAUUGUAUCGAAAUAAGCUAAACGAACAACAGUCGGCUCGAUUAUCGCAUCAAAGAGAGGUGUUGGCUCAACGGCAAGAAGAAAUGUCAGCUAUCGAUAGAAGAAUAGCCGAACUACAGGGUAGACUGCAGAGGAAACGAUUGCUCAAUCAACAGUUAGCCAGUCAUAUCAGCAAACAAGGCAAUCAGAAUGUACCGCCUAAUCACCAGCAACAACCCCAAUUCCAGCCUAUAUUCCAGCAACCAGUUAGUCAGCAGCAGAACAAACAACAGGCGCAGAUCAAACAUCAGCAAGCGAUGCAGAUGCAGAAACAACCUCAGCAGAAAGUGCAACCAGCUCAGAAUCCAUAUGCUAUGUAUUAUCAGAUGAAUGCUUUAACCAAAAACGGCAACGCUACGAUGAACAAAAACACCACCUACCCCGGUAUGACGGCAGUACCAAAAACCACAUCGACAAUGGGACGACCAUUGACGAAUACGAAUAUAGCAGCCGUUGAGCCAUACCAUCACGUGCCAUCAUCAGCGAACAACCAUUACCAGCCGGCCCUAGACGUGAAACGAAACCAUCGUAAGGGCGACCAAUCACCACAUCAGCAACAGCAACAACAUCUGCAGCAGCAACAACAACAACUGCAACAGCACCAACAACACCAACAGUAUCAACAACAGCAGCAGCAUCAGCAACAACAGCACCAGCACCAGCAGCAUCAUCAUCAUCAGUUGACCAAUUCAUCAUCAUCAAAUUCGAUAUUGGAUGUUGCGAAUCACCAACGUAAUAAAUCAUCCUAUCAUCCGGUUCAUCAUAAUCAAAAAGAAAUCAAUUCGAUGACGUGUUCGAACGACCCAGAUCAACAACGUACCCAACCAUCGCAAUUCAGCUCAGAUGAUGAGCGAAGACAACAGCAUCAUCAUCAUCAACAACACCAGCACCAGCACCAGCAACAGCAGAUGAAUAACAAAUACAACAACGUCGAUAAUAAUAACUCGUCGGAUGGGUGUAAAUCGGACGACAGGGUAUUGGAAUUUUGGCCUAAUAAAUUCGACUCGAAAUACCAAACGUUACCGAGCGGUACGAAGUUUAGCGUCGCUUCUAGUACGACAAAUACCAAGUACAUUGUUCGCAGACCCGCCGAAGGAGUCGAAAGUCACGAUAGUAAUAAUCAGAAAUUAAAUAUACAAGAUAGUACUAGAAAAUACUCGGCCGAGGAUAAUUUCAAUAAUAAUGUCAAAGAUAGUCCGAAUAUUUCGACGAGCUUGAUCGAAGCGGCGGCCAAUGAUAAGAAUAAUAAUAAUAAUAAUAGUAGUAAUGCUGAUACCGUACAGCAGAAAAUUACGGCGACGAAUUCGAUCGGCGGCGCCGGUAACCAAUCGACGACCGGACAAAUGCAACAGACCAAUAUCGUACGCAGCAUACCAAUAUCUUCGAGUAACAAUAAAGGCUUAGCGACGCCGUUAUCCAAUAUCAAUUACUUAUCCAGAUCGACUACCUGUUCGACGGUCGGCAAUACUACGUCGAGGUCGUACGACUCUUCGAAUCAAUCACCAAAUGCUCAAAACGCCGAUACCAGUUCAUCUUCUGCUUCAGCAACGUCUUCAAGUACCGUCGUUACAUUCACCAGCACGUACCAGAAACCGGUGAGUAGCGUUUCGCCAAUUUAUCAAACAACGUCGACGCGAAUUCAACUCGUACAGCCUCAAAUUGUCGGACCGUUCGCAUCGGCUGCCGGUCACGAAUACCGUAAAAAUUACCUUCAAAAUGUGAAUAACGCGAUAUCAGAUAAUCAAACCCUGAAACCAGCUUUACCACCGAAACCAGCUCCACCGGUCAAAGCUACCCCUCCACCUCCACCAAGACAAAGUGCUUUCCAUACGCAGUUCACGUCGCAAACGGAGGGUAGUAAAUCUGAAGCGAGAACGUAUUUCGGUGCAGAUUUCGGUCGAAGGAACGAAAAUGCCUCAGAUAACCAUUCGUCGUCUGGUUCUGAUAAGGAGCAGUCGGACAAACGACAUUAUUCCAAAGCAAACGUCGAUCUGGCCAAUGAUCUGGCGAAUUUAAAUAUGACGAGAAACGACUCGUCGAAAAAAUCCGAAUCACCUCCCCCGCUACCCAGCGUCGAACCUCCAUCCGACGACGAAAUAGACAGAUCUACGAUGAAGCUGAAAACCAUCUACGUACAGAACAGCACGACCAAUAAUCGUAACAAGGAUAUGAACAGGGUACACCUCGGAUCAAUUAGCGAUCGACUGAUGUCGGAUUUAAGUCAAGAUUCCAGCUCCAGCGAUACCAGCAGCGCUGAAAACAAUUAUUUCGUCGGCACGAAUCGACGAAUCGAACUACCACCGGCCUACCUGUUCCCUGAGAAUGAAACUCCACCGAGAGAUUUGGUCAGUUCGAAUUCGGAAAAGGAUGUGGAAAGUUCGGAUGAUGCGGAUCAUAGGAAUAUCAUAUUGAAUAUCAAAAAUUCGUCUGACGUUGGUGCUGAUAAUAGCUCAGAUGAUAAAUUUAGUCCGAUUAGUUCGUCGCCCGAUUCGGAAAAUACCGAUAAGAUCGUUAGUGAUAAGGAAUUACAGUAUUCUGAUGAUAUUAAGAAGAUAAAAAAAGGAAACUUGAAGAACACGAAUAGCGUAAACAGCAAAAGGAGAGUAUCGUUCGAUCCGUUAGCGUUGCUUUUAGACGCGUCUCUCGAAGGUGAAUUGGAACUGGUCAAAAGAACGGCGAGCCAAGUGAAAAAUCCUAGCGCAGCUAACGACGAAGGAAUUACCGCCUUACAUAAUGCCAUAUGCGCUGGUCACUUUGAAAUUGUACAAUUCUUAGUGGAGUUUGGCUGUGAUGUCAACGCUCAAGACUCUGAUGGAUGGACACCAUUACAUUGUGCAGCAAGUUGCAACAAUUUACCAAUGGUGCGAUUCCUCGUCGAACAUGGAGCUUGUAUUUUCGCUACUACUCUUUCCGAUCAAGAGACCGCAGCUGAGAAAUGCGAAGAAGAUGAGGAAGGAUUUGACGGAUGUUCGGAAUUUCUAUAUAGUGUUCAAGAAAAACUAGGCAUUUUGAACAACGGCAUCGUAUACGCGGUAUUUGAUUACGAAGCUCAUAAUCCGGAUGAAUUGAAUUUUAAAGAAGGAGAUCGUUUGACUGUUCUACGUAAAGGCGACGAAUGGGAAAGAGAAUGGUGGUGGUCGCGUUUGAACGAUAAAGAAGGAUAUAUUCCUAGGAAUUUACUAGGGUUGUACCCGAGAAUACAUCCGAAUACUAAUAAAAUUCAGGAUUAACGAAGAGCCUGCGGAGGACAAACGUGUGAUAUUUUUCAACCAUAUUGUUGGUCAGAUGAUCCGCCAACAGAAGAGAACCCAGUGAAUUUGGAAUUUCAUCUCAUCUCGUAUUGUUUAUUUUUUAUUUUCAUCUUGUGCGCGAAUAUUGUAACCGAUACUACCAGUGGUGUAAAUUACGGUACGCUAUGGUGGUGUUUUAUGGCGUGUAAUUUUUUUCCAUUUUUUUUUCUUCUUUCUCGGAGACAAACGUACAUAAAAGUUGUUCUAUCUCAGGUAUAUAUUUGUUUAAGGGGAGAAAUUUCGAUUUGAGAUUAUUAUAGGUUAUACGAUGAGACGAGAAACGCAGGUAGCGUGUUUCAAAUAAAAACUCGUUAGGCGGCGAGAAUAUCUUGGCAAAGUUUUCGUUUUGAUAAACUUAACACACUUGAGUUUCCAUCAAGUUAAAAUUACCGUGUCCGGGUAGGUAAGGUAUGGCACGUUGUACUCAAAUUUUAUCCAACUUUGGGCAUCACCGAGAGAAAGAGGUGUCUUUUGAAAAUCGCAACUUUCCGGCGACUAGAUCGCUGCAGCCUUUGGAUGUGGAAAGCAUAUCGAUGAUAGUUGCGAACAAGUUUCAAGUCACGUAUCGAUCAUACGAAAAAAGAGCCUGUUCGUUUUGAAAGCAAAAUACAUACAUAUUUUUCUCUCGAUGUCGAUAUAUGAGAAAAGUUUUUCCAGCCAGUUUUCCGAAUUAUUAGGUAAAUUAUUGUUGUUGUUUUUUUUUCAAUUACGAAUUCGGAGAUGAGUUAAUCAAAAAAUGAAAAAAAAAAAUGUACGCAGAAUUUGGGCGUUUUUUUAAAGCAUCUGUGAUCAUACGUCCAAUCCGAUUGAAAUUUUUUGGCAAUUUUUAUUCGCAUAUCUCGUAUCUUGAUAAUUUUCACCGCUUUUUUAUGGUUAUUUUUUUUUAUUACGAGCGCGUACUUACAAUUAUAAGGAAACAAAAAGUAAUAUCGACUGCAAUUAUUACGCAAUAACAGUAAUGGAAGUUACCAUUGUUAUAAAUUAAAAUGCAGUAUUAUGUUUUACACGUAAUAAUUAUUUAUUUUACUGUUCUAUUUUUUCGUUUCACUUUUUUUUCCUUUUUUUCUCUCUUUCUGUGCGUGUGUGAAAAUGAAAAAAUCAAUUUAGAAUUUUUGACGAGAGCGAUUUUUUUCUAAAUGAAUGGAUUAUAUUUUUAUAUCACUCGUUUGCACAUUUUACAAACACGUAAUGUAUUCUUUUUUUAAUACUUAUGCAAAUCGAUA
Messenger RNA from Planococcus citri (citrus mealybug), 5624 nucleotides. RefSeq names its product Ankyrin-repeat, SH3-domain, and Proline-rich-region containing Protein (gene ASPP). The transcript is spliced from 14 exons. Gene Ontology annotation, cellular component: nucleus. Gene Ontology annotation, molecular function: p53 binding. Lineage: Eukaryota; Metazoa; Arthropoda; Insecta; Hemiptera; Pseudococcidae. Gene Ontology annotation, biological process: regulation of apoptotic process. Bases 580 to 4341 code for a protein of 1253 amino acids. The record is from RefSeq and is a predicted model, not a curated record.